This is a messenger RNA of Fundulus heteroclitus (mummichog), 1422 nucleotides long. It is a transcript of the gene fam50a, whose product is annotated as family with sequence similarity 50 member A. Gene Ontology annotation, biological process: chromatin organization. Bases 162 to 1196 code for a protein of 344 amino acids. Gene Ontology annotation, cellular component: nucleus. The record is from RefSeq and is a predicted model, not a curated record. The transcript is spliced from 13 exons. Lineage: Eukaryota; Metazoa; Chordata; Actinopteri; Cyprinodontiformes; Fundulidae.
UGCACUGCAUCGUCGCCAUUUUUCUUGUUAUGGUGGUCUGUGAGCGGAGUCUCCGCAGUUCUGGAAAGAUCUUUAGUUACAUUCUGAUAUUGAACGCCUUUAUUCGCUGCUUUUUGUGAUUUUCUUCGUUCCGAGGGUGCUUGGAAGACCAGGACAGCAACAUGGCGCAGUACAAAGGAGCUGCCAGCGAGGCGGGCAGAGCCAUGCAGCUGAUGAAGAAGCGAGAGAAAGAGAGGGAGCAACUUGAACAGCUCAAGCAGAAGAUCGCUGAGGACAACAUGGUGAAGGCCAACAUCGACAAGAAGUUCUCUGCUCACUACGAUGCUGUGGAAGCAGAGCUCAAGUCCAGCACUGUGGGUCUGGUGACCCUGAACGACAUGAAGGCCAAGCAGGAGGCGUUGGUAAAGGAGAGAGAGAAGCAGCUGGCCAAGAAGGAGCAGUCCAAAGAGCUCCAGCUCAAGCUUGAAAAACAGAAGGAGAAGAAGAGAAAGGAGGAACAAAAGAGAAAAAUUGCCAGUUUAUCUUUUAACCCUGAUGAAGAGGAGGGGGAAGAAGACGACGACGAUUAUGAUGACGAUGAAGACGACGAUGACAAAAAUUCAGAGGAAGAGCAGGAAUGUGUUCCAGUUAAGAAGAAAAAAUUGGGCAAAAAUCCAGACGUGGACACGAGUUUCCUUCCAGAUCGAGACCGAGAGGAAGAGGAAAACCGCCUCCGAGAGGAGCUGAGACAGGAGUGGGAGCUGAAGCAGGAGAAGAUCAAGAAUGAGGAGAUUGAAAUUACCUUCAGCUACUGGGACGGCUCAGGCCAUCGGAAAACUGUCAAGAUGAAGAAGGGCAACACCAUCCAGAACUUCCUGCAGAAAGCCCUGGAGGUCCUCAGGAAGGACUUCAGUGAGCUCCGGUCUGCUGGAGUGGAGCAGCUGAUGUACAUCAAGGAAGAUCUUAUAAUCCCACAUCAUCACAGUUUUUACGACUUCAUCGUGACCAAAGCAAGAGGAAAGUCUGGCCCUUUGUUCAGCUUCGACGUCCACGAUGAUAUUCGGCUGGUGAACGAUGCCACAGUGGAAAAAGAUGAGUCUCACGCAGGUAAAGUGGUGCUGAGGAGCUGGUAUGAGAAGAACAAGCACAUCUUCCCUGCAAGUCGCUGGGAGCCAUACGAUCCAGAGAAGAAAUGGGACAAAUACACAAUCCGGUGAUGACCAUCUUCUACCUCUGGGCUUCUGUUGAAAUGUCCUCGUAUUUUACUCAGUUAUUCACCUCUUUUUAUUAGCUAAUAGUUAAAUAUUAAACUUUAGCUUUUUUAGAUGUUGUUGUUUUUUUGUUUUUUUUGUCUGUCUGUAAAUAACCACACAUCCUGUAAAUGGGUCACAAAUAAAGCGACGUGAUGUAAUGUCACGCUGAAUAAAAAAUUCUUCUCCCUGA